AUGGCUAUUAGCCAUAACCGCAGGCUUGCACGUGAUAACGACACAAGGUGGAAUUCGUGGUAUACCAUGCUGCGAGCGGCAUUGAAUCUCAGAGAUGCAAUUGACGGCUAUUUCAACAAAUGGGUAGAAGCAGAUUGCGCUGGAGACGAGCUCUCUUCAGAAGACUGGAUCACUCUCGAGAAAAUAAAUACGUUUUUAGAGAAGCUCAAAAUGACAACCAAAGCUCUGGAAUUAGAGAAGCUCAAAAUGACAACCAAAGCUCUCGAAUCAUCGUUUGCAACACUCGAUCAUGUUCUUUUGGCUAUGGACUUCGUGUUGGCCCAAUUCGAAGCAGGAAAAGAGACAUAUGCUGAUGAUCCGAUUAUGGCACCAAUGUACAACUCGGGCUGGGCGAAAUUAGAUAAGUACUAUCGCCUUACUGACGAAUCGCCAGCCUACGUUGCAGCGAUUGUGCUCCACCCUUCGCAUAAAUGGCACUAUAUACACGAGAACUGGAAGACGGAGUGGGUUGAGUCGUCAAAGGAGUUGAUUGAGACGCUGUGGGGUGAAUACAAACCGGUGGAAUCACCCUCUCUCUCCGAGGCACCAUCGACGACAACGAACGAGUUCUUGAAAUGGAGGAACAAGUAUCUACAACCAGCACCUAUCACAGACGAAUACGAGCAUUAUGCGCCAUUCGCGACAAGCACGGGUAUCGUCGUCUGCGCUCAUGUCAAUACGUUAUCGGAUCUCUUACGUCGCUGUCCCUGUCCUCCCUCGACGACUGCCAUAGUUCCAGUUCAUCAACAUCCUCGUCUACCCGCGCUGGCGAGGACGAUUCCUCUUUCACCAUACCGCAUCCGGAGACGGGCCGGGUGCGUUCACAAUACGCCUGAAAAGGGUUGUAGUACUUCCGCUGCCGCUUAG
This is a messenger RNA of Metarhizium robertsii ARSEF 23, 906 nucleotides long. RefSeq lists its product as uncharacterized. The record is from RefSeq and is a predicted model, not a curated record. The transcript is spliced from 2 exons. NCBI's taxonomy places the organism in Eukaryota, Fungi, Ascomycota, Sordariomycetes, Hypocreales, Clavicipitaceae. The coding region runs from base 1 to 906 and encodes 301 amino acids.